GUAUUAAGUUCCUUUUAAAUCUGGCUUGGUAACUCCAGUACACAGAGUCCAGAGUGAUCACUGAAUUUUGGCAACGUUGCUUUCUAUGCCUAUGUGUGCCCCCAGUUAAGUAGAUAAGUAAGAUCUAACUCAGAAGAUAAAACCUGGAGACCUGUUACCCACAAAAGCAUAAGUGUUAUUCUUAGGUCAGCUGAGUCAAUUCAUAAUUAAAAGAAAAAGAGCAUUUCCAAUAUCAAAGGGUGUCUUCCUAUCCAGUAUGAAAAAUAUGGAAAAUUAAACAGUUGUAUAUACAGUUUUCUGUAUAACUAGUUCCUUUAUUUAAGUAAUUAACCAAACAUAAGAAGUCUAUGAAAUUAAGGAUCCAGAAAGGAGGUACAUCAGCUUCACGAGUUUAAACUUUCAUUUACUGAGAGAAGUACCAUCUUCAGUAAAUCCUACUCAAAGUAACAGAGGAGCCUUGAAAUUUCAUGGUUUUCCGUACACCCCAAACCUCAGUGUUACAUAUCUCCUCAGCAGUUUAUAAACUCUGCAGUCUUUAUGUGAUAACGUCGUAUCACAGAAAUACUCAAAAUAGCAUCUGCUGGUUCAGUCCCCAUCUGGACUCAAAAGCAAGGUUUCAUCUGUUUUCUGAAAUACUCAGUAAACUUCAUCCCUACUAUGUAAUCAACACAGGACAGAAGGAUUCAGCGUUCAUGCAAAGGAAGAGAGCACACAGUACAAAAUCUCCUACUGCAUGUGCAAAUGCAAUUUGUCAGGAUUUCCAAUAAUCACCCAGCACAUGAUAAGAAAGGCACUGUAAAGCACUGUGCUCCAGUCCGUUUUAACGGACUACCUAUUCAGGCACAACUUGUGAGAUGCAGUUUUCUGUUAAGAUACUCAAUGCACAGUUUUUAAGAGAGAAACACCAGAGAAAUGAUCACCAAUUAAGACACAAAAAGUGCGUGACUGAAAAAUAUGGAAAAAAAAUGUAUAAAAGCUAAAUCUUUACAAAGCAGUAAAAAUCAGGAAUCCCAGCUGAGAUUGGUAUUUUGCUAGGGCCUGUUAUCAGUGUCUGAAAAAGUUAAUGCCUCUCUAUCUACCUAAAGACAGAUUUACUAGAUCUUGAUUAUCUUCCCAGCGCCCAUCAAAUUCUUGAGACUGAUAUCAAAUUAUUAUUAUUUGGGCUUUAAAAAAUGAGGCUAGAACCAGGGUUUCAGAAUAGAUUAAGUUUCAGGCCAUUAAAAGCUUCCAAUUGCCAAUAUUCCAGAAAAGUAACAACUGACAGAGCAGAAAACAUCACUAAGGGCUUCAUACAUUUAUUAGACCACAACACUGCAAACUAGGGUUUGCAAAUCUUUGAACACAAACUUUAGACCUCUUCCUUCAGAAACUACAUGCCUGGAAUGGAAGCGGUUUUACUAAGGAAUUAUUUUUGUUAGGUUUCCGUUGUUGUUGUUUAAUUCAUAGCAAGGUUCAGGCUUAUUCAGUUUUCUCCAGCCAAACACUACUCAUACCUCAGGAUUACACAGGCUGACGUAGCUCUAAAUACCUGGUGAGAAACAUGACUGUUUCUGCCUGCGCUGUCUGCAGCGCUGCUCUUAAACCCUCUAUUUAAACAACCUGGUGGCACGCAGGCGUUAAUCUGGGGCAUAAAGAGGAAAACCCAUGCGGGACGAUGGCAUUCUCUGGACCAGUAAGGAAGGCAGCAUACACCAGCAGAAGGUUUUGCUGAGAACUACAGCAGGAGAUAUUGAUAUAGAAUUGUGGUCAAAAGAAGCUCCAAAAGCAUGUCGAAAUUUUAUUCAGCUUUGUAUGGAAGAGUAUUACAAUAAUACAAUAUUUCACAGAGUAGUGCCGGGUUUUAUAGUGCAGGGAGGUGAUCCCACUGGUACUGGGUCAGGUGGAGAUUCAAUCUAUGGAGCUCCCUUCAAGGAUGAGUUCCACUCACGAUUGCGAUUUAAUCGAAGAGGACUUGUUGCUAUGGCAAAUGCUGGACCCCAUGAUAAUGGCAGUCAGUUUUUCUUUACGUUGGGUCGUGCAGAUGAACUUAACAACAAGCACACGAUCUUUGGAAAGGUUACAGGAGAUACAAUAUAUAACAUGUUGCGGCUAGCUGAAGUGGAAGUUGACAAAGAAGAAAGACCACUCAGUCCACAUAAAAUAAGAAGUAGUGAGGUUUUGUUUAAUCCCUUUGAUGAUAUUGUUCCAAGACCAAAUAGAAAGCUGAAGAAGGACAAAGCAGAAGAAGAAGAUAAAAAACCCAAAGUAAAAGGCACAAAAAAUUUUAACCUGCUUUCCUUUGGUGAAGAAGCUGAAGAAGAAGAGGAGGAAGUCAACAGAGUUAGUCAGAGCAUGAAGGGAAAAAGUAAAAGUAGUCAUGAUCUUCUGAAGGAUGAUCCACAUCUGAGCUCAGUUCCUGCUGUCAAAAGUGAUGCAGCAAAUGAAGAGAGGUAUUUGAGUGAAGAAGAAGAUGAAGAUGUUGACAGUGUAGAAGGUGAAGUUGCUAGCAAUGAGAGAUUUCAAAUGAAAGAACGCAUAGCAAAAAAGUUGAAAGUGGAUACAAAUGAAACUGUUAAACUGCAACUUCAAGAGGAAGAAACUAAGAUGGAAAAGAAAGUCACCAGUCGCAGGCAUCAAGUUUGCUUAAAACUGGCAGUUUCUGUGAAAUCACUAGCUUAUAGUAGCCAGUUAAAAAAACCUGCAACGGAACAUCUGUGUGAAGAGCUACGGAAAGAAGCACGACAGCUGAAACGUGAACUGCUGGAAGCAAAGCAGAAAAAGGAAGAGCAAACUUUGAAACCCAAAGAAAAGGAAGAAGAGGAACCUGCACCAAAUAGCGUUGUUGAAGAGUACCUUCAGGAGAAGAGAAAAUAUGAAGACAAACGGAAGCAGCAGCCGAAGAAAGGAGUUUCCCGUGAAGAUCAGACACUGGCACUGCUGGACCGAUUUAAAUCAAAGUUAACCCAAGCAAUUGAAGAAACUCCUGAAAAUGAGAUUUCUGAAUCUGAAGUAGAUACCGAUGAAGGAUG
This is a messenger RNA of Numida meleagris (helmeted guineafowl), 3008 nucleotides long. It is a transcript of the gene CWC27, whose product is annotated as CWC27 spliceosome associated protein homolog. Gene Ontology annotation, cellular component: catalytic step 2 spliceosome. NCBI's taxonomy places the organism in Eukaryota, Metazoa, Chordata, Aves, Galliformes, Numididae. Gene Ontology annotation, biological process: protein peptidyl-prolyl isomerization; protein folding. The record is from RefSeq and is a predicted model, not a curated record. Gene Ontology annotation, molecular function: peptidyl-prolyl cis-trans isomerase activity.